Messenger RNA from Mustela erminea (ermine), 4105 nucleotides. RefSeq names its product telomerase reverse transcriptase (gene TERT). Gene Ontology annotation, molecular function: telomerase RNA binding; telomeric repeat DNA binding. Gene Ontology annotation, cellular component: telomerase catalytic core complex. Gene Ontology annotation, biological process: telomere maintenance via telomerase. Bases 18 to 3356 code for a protein of 1112 amino acids. The transcript is spliced from 16 exons. Lineage: Eukaryota; Metazoa; Chordata; Mammalia; Carnivora; Mustelidae. The record is from RefSeq and is a predicted model, not a curated record.
CCCGCCCCUCUCCGGCCAUGCCGCGCGCGCCCCGGUGCCGCGCCGUGCGCGCUCUGCUGCGGAGCCGUUACCGGGAGGUGCUGCCCCUGGCCUCCUUCCUGCGGCGCCUGGGGCCCCAGGGCCGGCGGCUGGUGCGGCGCGGGGACCCGGCGGCCUUCCGCGCGCUGGUGGCCCAGUGCCUGGUGUGCGUGCCCUGGGGCGCGCGGCCACCCCCCGUCGCCCCGUCCUUCCGCCAGGUGUCCUGCCUGAAGGAGCUGGUGGCCCGGGUGGUGCAGAGGCUGUGCGAGCGCGGCGCCAGGAACGUGCUGGCUUUCGGCUUCGCCCUGCUGGACGGGGCCCGCGGCGGGCCGCCCCUGGCCUUCACCACCAGCGUGCGCAGCUACCUGCCCAACACCGUGACGGAGACUCUGCGCGGCAGCGGCGCGUGGGGGCUGCUGCUGCGCCGCGUGGGCGACGAUGUGCUCGCGCACCUGCUCACGUGCUGCGCGCUCUACGUGCUGGUGGCCCCGAGCUGCGCCUACCAGGUGUGUGGGCCUCCGCUCUACGACCUCUGCGUCCCCGCCGCCGUGGCUCGGCCCCUCGGGUCCCCCGGCCACAGUCCUGGGACCUGGAAGGACCUCAGACCCACGCGCCAGGCCUGGAAGUCUGGCGCAAGGCGGCGGCAGGGCAAAUCCGGGAGCAGUCCGCCUCUAGCCAAGAGGCCCAGGCGCAGCGUGACCCCGGAGCCGGAGCAGGGGACCCACAGGCCGUCUAACCAGGCCCACCGGGGUGACAGCAAACCCCACGCAGUGACACCUGCCAGGGUCGCUGCAGAAGCCGCCUCUUGGGAGGGAGGGCCCCUUGGGACUCGUCUCAGCUCCACCACGGCACAGCCAUCUCAGGGACCCCAGGGAGUACCCCAUCAGCCAGCGCACCCCGAAACCAAGCACUUCCUCUACUGCUCGGGAGGCAGGGAGCGGCUGCGCCCCUCCUUCCUGCUCAGCGCCCUGCCGCCUAGCCUGACUGGGGCCCGGAAACUCGUGGAGACCGUCUUUCUGGGCUCCGGGCCCCAGAGAGCAGGGGCUUCCCACAGGACGCGCCGCCUUCCCGCGCGCUACUGGCGGAUGAGGCCUCUGUUCCAGGAGCUGCUUGGGAACCACGCGCGGUGCCCAUACCGCGCGCUCCUCAGGACGCACUGCCCGCUUCGGACGCAGGCCCCUGGAGAGGCGUCUAGCAAGCAGGCACACGGAGGUGUGGGCGUCUGCCCUUUGGAGAGGCCAGUGGCAGCUCCCGAGGAGAACACGGACCCUCGGCGCCUGGUCCGGCUUCUGCGGCAGCACAGCAGCCCCUGGCAGGUGUACACUUUCCUGCGGGCCUGCCUGUGCCGGCUGGUGCCCCCCGCGCUCUGGGGCUCCAGGCACAACCAGCGCCGCUUCUUGAGGAACGUAAAGAAGUUCAUCUCUCUGGGGAAGCACGCCAAGCUCUCGCCGCAGGAGCUGACGUGGAAGAUGAAAGUGCAGGACUGCGCCUGGCUGCGGGGGAGCCCAGGGGCUUGCAGUGUGCCGGCCGCCGAGCACCGCCGCAGAGAAGGGGUCCUGGCCAGGCUCCUGUGCUGGUUGAUGGGCACCUACGUGGUUGAGCUGCUCAGGUCAUUUUUCUACGUCACGGAAACCACGUUUCAGAAGAACCGGCUCUUCUUCUACCGGAAGAGCGUCUGGAGCCCGUUACAGACCCUGGGAGUCAGGCAGCACUGCACCAGCGUGCGCCUCCGAGAGCUGUCCGCCGCAGAGGUGCGAAGACAGCGCGAAGCCAGGGCGACUCUCCUGACGUCCAGACUCCGCUUCCUCCCCAAGCCCGGUGGGCUGCGGCCGAUCGUGAACAUGGACUAUGUGGCGGGAGCCAGAGCCUUGUGCCGAGACAAGAAGAUCCAGCAUCUCACCUCGCAAGUGAAGACGCUGUUCAGCGUGCUGAACUACGAGCGGGCCCGGCGCCCCAGACUCCUGGGGGCCUCCGUGCUGGGCAUGGACGACAUCCACAGGGCCUGGCACGACUUUGUGCUGCGCGUGCGGGCCCAGGACCCAGCGCCCCACCUGUACUUCGUCAAGGUGGACGUGACGGGGGCGUACGACGCCCUCCCCCAGGACAGGCUGGCCGAGGUCGUCGCCAACGUGCUCAGGCCUCAUGAAAACACCUACUGCUUGCGUCGCUACGCCGUGGUCCGGAGAACCGCCCAGGGGCACGUCCGCAGGUCCUUCAAGAGACAUGUGUCCACCUUCACAGACCUCCCGCCGUACAUGAGACAGUUUGUGGAGCGUCUGCAGGAGACGACCUCGCUCAGGGACUCCGUGGUCAUCGAGCAGAGCUACUCUCUGAACGAAGCCAGCAGCGGCCUUUUCCAGCUUUUCCUGAGCUUGGUGUACAACCACGUCAUAAGGAUCGGGGGCAAGUCGUACAUCCAGUGUCAGGGGAUCCCACAGGGCUCCGUCCUGUCCACCCUGCUGUGCAGCCUGUGUUACGGGGACAUGGAGCGCAGGCUGUUUCCUGGCAUCCAGCAGGACGGCCUGCUCCUGCGUCUGGUGGACGACUUCCUGCUCGUCACGCCCCACCUGAAGCGAGCGCAGGCCUUCCUCCGGACCCUGGUCAGGGGCGUUCCCGAGUAUGGCUGCUCGGCCAACUUGCAGAAGACGGCCGUGAACUUCCCCGUGGAGGACAUGGCCCUGGGCAGCACGGCGCCCCUCCAGCUGCCGGCCCACUGCCUGUUCCCCUGGUGUGGCUUGCUGCUGGACACCCAGACCCUGGAGGUGUCCUGUGACUACUCCAGCUACGCCUGCACGUCCAUCCGCUCGAGCCUGACCUUCAGCCAGGGCACCCGGCCCGGGAGGAGCCUGCGGCACAAGCUGUUGGCGCUCCUGCGGCUCAAGUGCUGCGCCCUGUUCCUGGACCUGCAGGUGAACAGCGUCCGCACGGUUUAUGCAAACGUGUACAAGAUAUUCCUGCUGCAGGCCUACAGGUUCCACGCGUGUGUGCUCCAGUUUCCGUUUGACCAGCCGGUGAGGAAGAACCCCGCCUUCUUCCUCCGCAUCAUCUCGGACACCGCGUCACGCUGCUACUCCCUCCUGAAAGCCAGGAACACAGGGAUGUCCCUGGGGGCCAAGGGCGCCUCCGGCCUGUUUCCCUCCGAGGCUGCGCGGUGGCUCUGCCUCCAGGCCUUCUGGCUCAAGCUCGCUCGUCACAGUGGUACCUACCGGUGUCUCUUGGGGGCACUCCGGGCAGCCCAAGGGCACUUGUGCCGACAGCUCCCGAGGGCGACACUGGCCGCCUUGGAGGCAGCGGCUGACCCUAGCCUGACUGCAGACUUCAAGACCAUCUUGGACUGACCACCUGUCCACACAGCCCAGAGUGACCUCCAAGACCCCCAAGCCCGGGCCUUGGGACUUCACGCGGUGGGAGCUGCCGGCUCACCUUCAGGUCUGGACCUUUUCUCCCCUGAGUCCCUGACACUUGAGCUGCUGGCCGGCGCCCCCUGUAGAGGUCUGCCCCCACGUCCUUGGGGAGGAGAGCCUACCCAGCACCCUCUCCCCAUCCAGGUGGUUUCCUUGUGCUCUUCGGGCACAGACCACCAGGAGAGGGCAGGCGGGAGCGCUGGGCUGGCAAGCCGAGCCUGUCUGGACCUUUGUCACCCUGCCCUGCCCCUGGCUGGGGACUCCCCCAGUCUGCACACAUGUCCCUGAGGGCGCCUGGUGGUGGGUGUGGUUCCUUACCGCUGCCUGUCCAGCACCCAGGCCCGUACGGUCUGUGCCCCGAGCCGUCCCCGCACGGCGUCCAAAGUCUGUGCCUGCUCAGCUUUGCCCAGAAGCCAAGGGCCCAGUCAGCUGUUCUGGGCUGGACCCACCCGCCCAUCCUUGUGACCUUGCCCUGCCCCCCACGGCCUCCUGGAGCCUGAGUGUCUGGCCCGCUGCGCCGCCACCACCCCCACUUCCGACUCCUCCCCUCCAGCUCUUGCUCCACACACGGUGGCCCUGUGUCAUCUUGGUGGUGCUCCUCUGUGUGGCCACCUCCCCCUGGACCUGCCGCUCCCGGUUACUCCUGGGAGCCAUGGAAAGAACACGCCAAGGCUUUGCUCUUA